AUCGAGACGGUCAAGUAGCAAGUAGAUAACGUCGUUGUCGUUACUCGUAGAUACAAUUCCUGAAGUUCUCGUAUCCUUGCCUCGAACUGCCAUACCUACCAAUCAACAUGGCAUUCACGAUGAGCUCGGUCGAUUACACCCCAGACCAGCUCGCCACUUUGUCAACACACGACAUCGAGACCGUGCUCGAUCGGGACCACGUCUACUUGCCCCGGAACAGCAAGCAGAAGCGAUUUCAAAACUGGGCCAAGACGUUUUCUUGUGAACCCGAACGAGUGUUCAAGCCGUCCACUGCCACCCACGUCUUGUUGAUCACCGAGCUCGCCAGACGAUACUCGAAACCGCUCCGAGCCGCCGGCGUCGGUCACUCCCCCUCAGACCUCGCCUGCACAUCUUCCUGGCAAGUCAGGACCGACGCCUUUUCCUCCCCGCUCUCCAUCACCAAAGUCGGCGACAAGACCAUCGCACACGUUCAACCCGGUCUGGUCCUGCACGACUUGCAUCGAUGGUUGAAAGAGAACAAGCUCGCGUUGAGCAACUGUGGCUCGAUCUCGGAUCAGACGGUCGCAGGGGUGAUCACCACCUGCACGCACGGGAGCGGUUGGACGUUUCCGGUCUUGACGGAUCUGGUCGAGGAGAUCAGCGUCGUCGUAGCAGGAGGCGAUAUCGAUCCGAAAGACGGGUCGAAGGGAAAAGUUCGAUCGAUCACGUGUUCGAAGGAAGUCGAAGCCGAUCUCUUCCACGCCACCAUCUGCGGUCUCGGUCUAACGGGGAUCAUCACCGAUAUCAAGAUCCGGGUCGAACCCGCUUUCCGUCUCAAGGAGAUCAAGACCCCUAUGCCGAUGACCGACUUGCUCGACCUCGCCCUCUCCUCGCCCAAAGCGGCGACUACCACGACUACGACGACGUCCUCCUCUUCGGAAUCUACCCCGCUCUUGGCUUCGACGACUAAAGAGCUAGCCGACGAUGUCGAUCGCGAGGUCGUCCAGUUUGAGGAUUUCGGCCAGGGGAUGUUGGAUGAAAUCGCUCAGAGUGCGGAGCACGUGAGGAUGUGGUAUUACCCCCAGUCGGACCAGGUCAUGAUCGCUCGUGCCAACCGGACUUAUGAAGAACCGAUCCCAGGGAACCCUUGGGCGGAAUGGUGGGGCAAAUUCAAGGGAUACCACAUGACACAACUCUUCCUUUUUACUGCGCGGUUCUUUCCUUGGUUGACCAAGUGGGUGGGAAGGUGGGUCUGGUGGCUCCAGAGCGAUGGGAGUGUGGCACAGGAUGAUGGGUACAAGGUGUACACGUUCGAUUGCUUGUUUCCGCAAUACACGACCGAAUGGGCGAUCCCGUAUGAUCAGACUCGGGAGACGUUGGUCGAGAUCAGGGACUGGUUGAAGCAGGAGAAGAACCCCGUGCAUUGGCCUAUCGAGAUCAGGUUUACCGCGCCAGACGACAUUUGGCUCAGCCCGAGCUACGGUUUGCGAACGACUUGGAUCGGGAUCGUGCAGUACAGGCCAUACGGUUACUCGGUCCCGUACGAAGAGCUCUUUGAACGUUUCACUGCGAUCCUGAAAGACCACGACGGUCGACCUCAUUGGGCCAAGCAGCACGAUUUCACCCGCGCAAAGUUGGCCGAGGUCUAUCCCAAGUUUGAAAAGUUUUGUGAGGUCCGGGACAAGUGGGACCCGGAGAACAGGUGGGCCUGCCAGUAUGGGGAACGACACUUUGGGAAAGAAUCGACGCAGCGAUCCGACCGGGCGUACAAGGCUGUAUAGAUGCGUCUUCCGUUACCGUGUACCAUAUUUUAGAGUUAGAUCGUCGAGCCUCUAUAGACAAGCCAAUGGACACGCUCGUACGAAUUCGUCAUUGAUCGAGGGUGAUGUCCGCACAUCCUUAUCAUGUGCUGUUCUGUGCCUUCAGGCCAUACUACUCGAGCCACACCCCUCC
Molecule: messenger RNA, 1935 nt
Organism: Filobasidium floriforme
Lineage: Eukaryota; Fungi; Basidiomycota; Tremellomycetes; Filobasidiales; Filobasidiaceae
Product: L-gulonolactone D-arabinono-1,4-lactone oxidase
Exons: 6
Coding region: 108-1763 (551 amino acids)
Cellular component (GO): membrane; mitochondrion
Molecular function (GO): FAD binding; D-arabinono-1,4-lactone oxidase activity
Source: RefSeq, a predicted model, not a curated record